Molecule: messenger RNA, 4403 nt
Organism: Alexandromys fortis (reed vole)
Lineage: Eukaryota; Metazoa; Chordata; Mammalia; Rodentia; Cricetidae
Gene: Spem2
Product: SPEM family member 2
Exons: 3
Coding region: 2408-3931 (507 amino acids)
Source: RefSeq, a predicted model, not a curated record
UGUCAACUUCUUGCCUUCAUAGGCCCUGUCCUGAGCCCUUCUCAAGGGCCUUCUUGACUCCAAGGCUCCCAACUGGCCUCUGCCCUGUUUUCUUUAGUGCCCAGAGAAGCCACCAAAUCCAGCCAGUUCUGGCAGUUCUGAACUAGAGAAAAGGCCUCAGAUCCCAUGGCCCUAGCUGAGGUCUAGGGAGCCCAGGUUUAGGCUACAGAUCAAGCAGAAGCAGGGGUCCCUCCAAUGCUCUAGUUUCCUUGGGUAAGGGAGGGUUUCUAGGCUCUUACAACCUCCCAGGCAGAACCUGAAGAUCCUGCAGCCCUUGAGAAUAGAUUUAGAAGCAGGAGGUAAAAUGACAGGGGUACUCUCAAGAGACACCAUCUCAUCUCUUUGCCUUCUGUGGUGUUGUGCCUCUCCAUGUCACCAAGUAAAGAUAGAGGCUCAAGUCACCAAGAAACCUGCUUGUGGCCACAGAUGCUUAGGGUUUUCUAUCCCACCUUCCCCAUUCCUGCUGGUGGAUAAAUUCCCAUUGCCAAUGAAUCAGCCUACAUUUUACCAUGUGACCACUUCUGAAUAUUCCAUCCACUGGACCAAAGAGAAAAUGAACCCUGCCCCGCUCCCAGAUGGCUGAGAUUCUCCUAUGCAUGCAUCUUGGGAGCAAGAAACCACACGAGCCCAGGCUGGAGGGGAUGGACAUCCUGGAAUGGGAGCAUAUUUUCUGUGAGUCACCCUGUUUUUCUGUUUGCAUCCAACUGAAGCUACUAAAGUUCAGUGGUAGCACAAGGCUGUAAUCCUGGUUCUCAGGAGGCUGAGGCAGGAGGAUAACUGCAAAUUCAAAACUAGACAGGUUUACAUACCCAGGUGUAGGCUAGAUGGGGCUACAAUAGCAAGAUGCCGUAUCAGCAAAACAAAACAAAACAAAACAAAAAAACUCCAAGCAAAAUGGUAUUGAUUAUUUCCAGUUAAUUUUAUUCUGUGGGGACACAGCAAGCAUGCGCUGUGUAUUCGGAGACCAUAGAAAACACCUUUCCUCCAUUUCUGCUGAAUAGUUUGCUGUAUAAAACAUUCUUGGCAGGUGGAAGCAGGAAUAUCAAGGAGUUCAAGAAUGUCCUUAACUACAUAGAUUACCAAGGUCACCCUUGCUUACACACGACCCUGGACCCUAUCGCAAAACAACACAGAAAAUGAUUGGUUGGCAGGGUGUAGAUGGUGCGUGCCUGUAAUCCCAGCGCUCUGGAGGCAAAGGCAGGAUGCUUCUUACAAGUUCAAGGCCCAUUAGAUCUUAAGUUCCAGGCCAGGGAGGAUUACAUAAGACCCUAUUUUAUCUUUUUGAGACAGGGUCCUUGGCUGGCCUGGAAGUCACUGGAAGGUCAUGGUUGGUCUAGAACUUAAAGAAUCUGCCCUGUCUCUGCCUCUGGAGUGCUAGGGUUAAUGGCAUGUGCCACGCCAUACCUGGCCCUCUUUUUUUUUUUUUUAAGACUUUUUUUUUAAUUAGAUGUCUAUAUGAGGGCAGAUGUGUGCACUUGAGUACUUGAGUGCAGUUGCCAGUGUAGUCCAGAAGAGGGCGUUCGAUCCUCUGGAACCAAAGUUCUAAGUACUUGUGAGUACCAACCUGGGUAGUGGGACCUGUACUUGGGUCCUCUGCAAGAGCAGUAUGCCCGCUGAACUGCUGAGCCAUCUCUCUAUCUCUUGCUAGAUUUUAUCAUUAAAACAAACAAAAACCCCCGCACUUGCAGUCAGGGUGCUACUUUCGUAGAUAAAUGACUGUUAACCUAGUUUACAUGAAAGGCUGCCCCUCAUAUCAGCAGUUACACCUAUCUUAUGCUUUGUUAACUUUGUGAACUGUUUCAUGCUUUUCUAGAGCUGAGUAAACAUGUCUGGAAGUACACGGAAGUACUUCACUAACGUGUGUGUGUGUGUGUGUGUGUGUGUGAUUGGGAUGGCAUCACUAGCUCCAGGGUGGCCUGGAACUAGACCUCCAGCCACUCCAGCAACCUGGACUGACAGCCCUCUCAACCCAGCAUGAACUGAGACAUCUCAACAGGCUGCCUAUGCUGCCGUGCCUCAGAAGAGACAUGGAUAUCUUGGCCCUGUGAAGACUGCCUCAUGACUGCAGCUACCAUACUUUCUGAUCAGAAGCCAGAUGUGGGGUGAAGAGUGGAGGCGGAACAGACUGACCUCAAGUGCAGCAGGGUCCUGUUCUAUCAGACGGAGGGCAAGGAUAAGCAUUGUCAUGUAUGGAGUCAGAUCAGUGAAUAAAAGAGCUUCUGUCUCUCCAUUAUGACUCUAACCUGCCUCAUUAUGACCUGGCUCCCUCUCCCAGAUAGUAAGCAUCUCUCGGUACUGGCAUGAAUACAGUGUGGGUUGGGCUGGGUGGGGGGGUGGUGGCCCAGGUGGCCUUCGGACCCCCCCCACCAUGGAAAAACAGCUGUGGCAGGGCACGUUGGGGUGCUGCAAUCAAUACCAAGAAAGCUCCCAGGAUGCUGAGGACAUCCUAUUCCUGCUGCUGGGUCUCAUCAUUCUUGUCAACAUUAGCAUCAACGUGACAACUGUGGUGUGGCAUGGGAUCCAGAAUGCCUUAGACAAGAUGAUCUGUUGGAUGUGUGAGAGAACAGAUGAAGUCCAGGCUACCGAAUGUGCCCCCACAGAGCCCCCAACCAACGUCCAGGACGUCCACAUCCAUUGUGUCCUGGACCCUGUACAAGUGAAGAUGGCACAACCCACACACGGCUCCUCUUCCUCCUACCACCACUAUCUCCGUCAGCGCUAUAGCAGCAGGCGCCGCCGCAGGCGCUGCCGCAGUCGCCAUCACCAGCAGGGCAGCCACAACCGCUACCCACAGGGCCGCCACAGCCACCAGCAGAGGUUUCCAAACAACAGGCAGCUCGCCCGUGGCUGUCCACCCUUCCGUAAACAACCUCAAAGCCACAAGCUGUCACAGCCGAGGCCACUGCCCUUUUUUGACCUGGAAGACCGGGAUUCCCUUCCGGAGGAUGACCAGUCCUGUCCACAUCCCAAACAUCCGCACAGGGGCUGGCGAGGUUUUUAUAAGCCAAUAGGUCGGGCCUCCAAGGUGGGACUGUGGGGCCGCCAGGGCGGAAUCCUGGCCAGCCUCCCGCUACCCUCUCUCUACCUGUCACCGGAGCUGCGCCGCUUGCCCAAGCGGGUAGAAGCCAAGUCUGAACUGAGGCUACAGGCUUUCGGUCCCCGUUACUCACAGUCUCGGAUUUGGGGUAACGUGGAAGCUGAGCAGUGGGCCUCCUCGCCACCACCACCUGCCCGCCGGCUGCUUACUAGUCCCUCCUGGGUCACUGUGAGCUACAGCCCUUUCCCUUCAAGGGGCCACAUACCGCCUGAUGCCUGGGAUCAGCGGCGGCGUGGGGUAGAAGGCUCUGAGGCACCACCGGCCUUUGCAUGCAGGAACCCCAGGCCAGAGGCCCAGGGGUACCGGGAGCACAACUCCCCACAGGCCCACCGGCAGAACUUCCCUAGCUAUACUCACAGCCAACCCACCUACAGCCCACCGCAGUCCUUAGGACACAUGGGUUACAGCUCCAGGGAAUCUCAUGAGGUCCGCAGGCGGGCAGCUGACUGGACUGAGGUUUUCCCCUCGAGGCAUCCGCUGACCACUUCCACCUCCCUCACAGUAUUGGGCGAGGCUUCAUACCAAAGGGCUCCAGCUGCCGGGUCGGGCUUGAUAGUACCUCACUCCUCCCAGCCCUUGCCUGAAGUGCAGGCUUCCGAUCCAGCCCCACCUCCAACCACCUUUGUUCCACUCAGUCGGAAUCCAGGUGGCAAUGCCAGCUACCAGGUGUAUGACAGCCUGGAACUGAAGAGGCAGGUGCAGGAGAGCAGAGGGCGGGCCAGCUCCCUGCCACCACCUUCCACCUCAGCUUCAAGGCCCUCUCUGCACAGAAGUCGGACAGGGAAACUUAACUGACCAGCAGGUGAAUGCGGACAGCGGAGCAGGCCAUGGAGAAAGGAAUAAAGAGGAGUCCGGAAACCCUUGUCAUCUGUGGUUUGGAAAUAGCCCUUCUCACAUCAGCCAGGGAUUCCUGUUAAGAGAAGCCAGUCUCCCCUUGGCAGUCUCCUGUAGCUCAAGGGGCCAUAAUCUUGCAAGUGGGCCCCUCUUGGUCCUGUCUGCAAAGUCUGAAGCUGUAAACUGCGAAGCCCAGGUCUUCAGAGCUUCCACUGGGUUUUAGUUCUUCUGCUUCCCAAAAGAGACAGACUCAGUUCUGCUCAAGAAACUGGGACUCGAGCUGGGCGAUAGUGGCACACACCUUUAAUCCCAGCACUCGGGAGGCAGAGGCAGGCAGAUCUCUGUGAGUUCUAGACCAGCCUGGUCUACAAGAGCUAGUUCCAGGACAGCCUCCAAAGCUACAGAGAAACUCUGUCUCAAAAAAAAAAAAAAA